AUGGAAUAAGUUGCCGAAUUCACUCCAGAUAUUGUAGUCCAACAUUACAGAAUUCUCUCUUAAGGAUCCACAAAAGAUCAAAGAGCUCAAGCUAACAGAAUGAUACUCAAAUUUAUAGCGAGCGAUUCAGCAUGGCACAUUGCAGAGCAACUUUUGCUUCCUUAGUAGGGUGCAGAUAUUCAGUUUAUAGGAGCCCAGGCUUUAUAUCAGAAACUUCAAAAUGACGCUGAUUAUUUUAUGAAAGAUUAAAAUGUUAAGUCGUUAAGAGAUAGUAUUUUCAGAUUGAUAAAGGAUAUGGACAUGUAAAAAUCGAGAAUUGCAGUUGAGAGACUUUGUAUGGCCAUCGCUUAUAUUGCCAUUAAAUCUUGCAAUACAUUUUGGGAAGAUUCAAUUACUACUAUUAUUCAAGAGGGAAGUGUAGACCAAAAGCAAUGCUAUAUCUCACUCUAAAUUCUGAAGCACAUUGCUUUGAUAUUUGAUUAGUAAACUUUUGAUAAGAGAACAUCUAGUGCUGUUGAGAAUUUCCUCAGAAGCAAUUUAAGCUAACUUUUAGAGUUCUUAAAUCAAAUUAUAACUAACCCCCAAUCAGUAGCUCGUGAGUGUUAUGAUUUAGCUUUGUCAACAGCUAAGCAUUGGUGUGAAUACUCCUCAAAGACAUUUAUUCCAAAUGAUAACUUUAUUAGCUCUUUAUUUUUGUUGAUAAACUAAGGCAGUUUGGAGAGUCUUAAAGUAUUCAAGAUUUUCAAGAAACUUUUAUUUAAGUCUAAAUAUGCUAAAAUUCUGGAAUCUAGUUCUUUUGAAUAAGCUUUUCGCGAUAUUCCAGAGAAAGAUCAGCAGUUCCUUCAUUUAAUUGUCGAAUACUUAAAGAACAACAGAGAGACUUUUAUAUAGUCCGGCAAUUUAAGCUUAGAAGAUGAUGAUGCUCACACUUAUGCAAUGAAAUACACUCAGUUAUUAAUGGCAAUUUGUUAAAACUACGAAAUACUCCUCAUUAGAGAAUCAGAUACAAGCAAAGUUUUGUUUUACUUGCUCUUAGAUAAUGCUUCAUGCAAGAAUUUGAAGAUAUCUUAGUAAACUUUGGAGUUUUGGGAGGAGUUCAAAGAAACUAUUAUAAAUACCAUUGAAGACCUAAAUAAAAAGGAGUACUUGUUCAAUCCAUAUGUUGAGGUCUUCAAGAUCUUAAUAACUUAGUGCAAAAAGGCUUUGAAUCAUGCUAAAACAUAUGAAGAGUAGGAUGAAAUAGAUUAAUAGGAGAGAGGAAUGAGUGUUAUGAAGUAUAGAGAUUUUACAUAGGAUGUAUAUUUCAAGGCAUAUCUUCUAAUAAAGAAAAUAUUCAGAGAAGAGGGGUAAAAAUUAAUUUUUGGAACAAUCAUUGAAAAAAUAAAACUUGAUGACCCCAUGCUUUUUGAGAGUGCUAUUUUUACUUGUAAAAGUCUAUUAGAUGCAAUGGAGUAAUCUCAAAUAGAUAUUGAGUUCUUAAAAGUCGUAUUUGAAAGCAUUAUCGGUUAGCCAGUGUGCUAAUAAUGUAGACACAAGUUUGGUGACGAAGAGUUCUAAAUUCUUUAUAAUCAUCUUCAGCAAAAUUACACCAGUAUGCAAUAAGAUCAUGUAGGAAAACUUAUUGAGGGUGUCAGCACUAUUUGUGCUGAACUCCCACAUGAUAAGCUAGGACUUGCAAUUCAACAAACUUUAUCGAUCGCCAUUAGUUUCUUCAAUAAUAUUGAUAUUCAGAAAAUUCUGACAGACUAUGACACCAGGUUUGAAUUAGUUAAAUCUCUAGCUAUGCUUUCUGGAAGCAUUAAGGCAUUAGAACAUAUUGACUAGGAAAUUCUUUAUCAAAAUUUAUUCCCUAUCGUAUCUGGAAUUCUAAACCUACUAUUUACCAUCCUUGAGUAAAAAUAUAAUGAUACCGAAGUUGUUCUUUACAUAUGUAACUUUUUCCAAAGACUGUUCCAUGCACUUAAGUCAAAGCUAAAAGAUAUAUUCUAGUAGUUAGCUAAAUCUCUUAUAACUUGUUUCAAUCUCCAACCUGAGAAUAUUAGUUGUUUAUAGGUAUUUACACUUAGUUGUCAAAUGUUAAAAGAUGAACCUUCUGUUCAAACUACUCUGGGGUUACUAUACGAUGAAUUAUGCCAAGUAAUAAUGAGUAAAAUAUAUCUGAAAGGUUAAGUCUCAAUUGAGGCACUAAAUACUGAUGUUAUCAAAUCUCUCAGUGAAUUAAUGAAUAGAGUGGCUGAGAUGAACAUUAACAUCCUCAAGAAUUCUAAGUAUUUCAAUGACAUCAUCAUUCUAUUCAGUGAAACACUUCUAAAUGUUAAUGAAAAAGAGACUAACAAUUAACUCGUAUUGUUUUUCUGCUAUCUUAUCCAAAGUAGAAAUGCAAUGGAUAUAGUUGAUAAGUAUCUGGAUUACAUGACUGUGGGGUUGAUAUGCUCCAUUCCAAAAGAAUAGGGAACAUUACUAGAAAAAAUAUCCAAUGCUCUCGUAAUUUUAAUGAAUAAUGCUGAGACUUCUGGUUAAACUGAUAGACUUUAAAUGAUUAUGGCAAUGGCUCUGUAGAAACCAGUUUACUCUUUCCUUUCUGAAAGGAUUAGAUAGUUAUUUAUUAAUGUGCUAUUCUCUUUGAAAUUCUUCCGUCCAAAGAUAAGACUGGCUCUUGUAAAUAUGAAUGGAUUGGUAAAUGGAGUAAUAGGAGAGGAUUCAUUUAUUGGUUUGGAGAUAGAAGCACAGAAUGCAUUAAAGUUGCAACAAGCUCAGAUGUAGAGGGAAGGUACUGCAUAAGUGAUAAAUCUUGAUUGA
Molecule: messenger RNA, 2799 nt
Organism: Stylonychia lemnae
Lineage: Eukaryota; Ciliophora; Spirotrichea; Sporadotrichida; Oxytrichidae
Source: the annotation of a GenBank genome assembly